Malaya genurostris is the source of this 16907-nucleotide messenger RNA. RefSeq names its product fat-like cadherin-related tumor suppressor homolog (gene kug). Gene Ontology annotation, biological process: homophilic cell-cell adhesion. Bases 387 to 15047 code for a protein of 4886 amino acids. Gene Ontology annotation, cellular component: plasma membrane; catenin complex. Lineage: Eukaryota; Metazoa; Arthropoda; Insecta; Diptera; Culicidae. Gene Ontology annotation, molecular function: calcium ion binding; cadherin binding. The transcript has 21 exons. The record is from RefSeq and is a predicted model, not a curated record.
ACGAAUGUGCAUUGGGAAGAAAAGAUGCGUGGUGAGGCACGAGAAGAGCCGGUUUGUGUUAGCAGCAGCUGUCCGUCCGAUUUGUGAUGUUUCGAGUUUCGAUUUAGUUUAGCGAGCUGCUGAUAAACGUUAACGUUGUGUUUUAAAAGUUCUUAUUCCGGGUAAAUGUUGACUGUGAAUAGUGAUAGUGAUAAAUAAAUUCAGGUGUGAAUCAAUGCCGUGUGAGAAAUGGCCUCGUGUUUUCAUUUAUGUUGAUUAAUGAAGCAUAAGUUCUGUGGUAGUGUAAAUCGGAAAGAGAAGAAACAAACGACAAUCUUGGCAAUCAGGGUAGACUUUUUCGGACUCAGAUGCUCCGGUGGUUUAACAUGAGCUAACGCUAGCCGAAGAUGGUCCCAGACGUGGGCGGAGUGUCACGAGCGCGGUUAUUCACCUGUUUAGUGCUGAUCUUCGCAGAAGUGGUAGCGCGCGCUCUCGGCGACCCCGCUCAAGUUUCUGAAAAUGUUGACCCCAAUCAACAGCAGCAGCAGCAGAAUGAUGCAUCCGCGGAGGAGGACAACAAGUACACGUUCCGGUUCGGUCACCCGGUGUACAACGUAUCGAUUCCGGAGAAUAGUGUUGGCAAAACGUACGCCCUCCAGCCGCCCAACGAGGAUCGGAUGGGCAUCUACGUGACGCCGGAUCUGGACGUCAAGUACAAAAUAGUCAGUGGGGAUAAGGACAAAUUUUUCAAAGCCGAAGAACGAUUGGUGGGUGAUUUCGCCUUUCUCGCGAUUCGACUGCGCACCAGUAACGUGGUUUUAAAUCGCGAAAAAGGUGACAGCUACCGGCUGGAAGUGAAAGCAACGGCCGCCACCCGACGGGAAGGCAAAGGGCGUGUUGCACUGGAGGCGGACACUGUGAUUGACGUGAAAGUGCUGGACACCAACGAUCUCAGUCCGUUGUUCUAUCCCACGGAGUACUCCGUUACAAUACCGGAGGAUACGCCCCUUCACAGAAGUAUCCUUCGGGUGAUUGCCGAUGAUGCCGAUCUGGGCUUAAACGGCGAGAUCUACUACAGUAUCGUCGAGGAAACCGACCAAUUCGCUGUCCAUCCGAGCACCGGUGUUAUCACACUGACGAGGCCACUUCGGUUCACAGAUCGAUCCCUUCACGAACUGACGGUGACGGCAAAUGACCGAGGCAUCGGGUCGACCAGCCGGAGUCAGGCCAGCAAGGCAAGGGUGAAAAUAAAAAUUCGGCAGGUCAAUUUGUUUGCACCAGAUAUUUACGUACAGGCUCUUCCGGAUAUUUUAGAAGAUUCGAAUACCAACAUUUUCGGUAUUGUUCGCGUGGAGGACAAGGACAGGGGACUGCACGGGCAAAUCAAAAGUCUGGACAUAGUGGACGGAGAUCCGGAUGGUCAUUUCCGUAUUAAACCUACAACGCGGCAGGGCGAGUACGUGAUUGAGGUCCACCGGUUGCUGGAUCGGGAAACGGCUCCUCAGGGUUACAAUUUGACACUGAGAGCCGUCGAUCGAGGCAUCCCUUCGCGGCAAAGCUACAAAGUGAUUCCGGUGCAUUUGGCAGACAGCAACGAUAACGCACCGGUGUUUAACAGAGAACUCUACGAAGUUUCCGUGCUGGAAACUUCUCCACCCAACACUCCGGUGAUAAGACUGAAAGUGACCGAUCGAGAUGAGGGCAAGAAUGCGCAGGUUUUCCUGGAGAUUGUUGGCGGCAACGAAGGUGGUGAGUUUAGGGUCAAUCCGGAAACGGGAAUGCUUUACACGGCCGUAUCACUCGACGCCGAGUUGAAAGCUUUCUACACGCUGACCGUGUCAGCAAUCGAUCAGGGAAACACGGGAACGAGGAAACAGUCUUCGGCCAAGGUGAAAAUUAACGUCCAGGACACGAACGACAAUGAUCCGAUAUUCGAAACAAACAACAUGACAAUAUGGGUCGACGAGAAUGAACCCGCCGGAACGACCGUCACGAAAGUGACAGCUCGUGAUAAGGAUCUAGGCGAGAAUGCAUACAUAUCCUAUAGCAUAGCGAAUUUAAACGAUGUCCCGUUCGACAUAGACCACUUUUCCGGUGUCGUGCGCACAUCCAAACUGCUGGACUACGAAAGCAUGCGACGCGAGUAUAUUCUCAGGGUGCGAGCAUCCGACUGGGGACUGCCGUACCGGCGACAAACGGAAAUGCAAUUGAUCAUUAGGUUACGCGACGUCAACGACAAUCGGCCCCAGUUCGAACGGAUCGACUGUGUAGGACGAAUUCCGAGGUACACCCCGAUCGGAACGGAAAUAUUCACCCUGUCCGCGAUGGAUUUCGACUAUGGCAGUGUGAUCACGUACCGAAUGGUGUCCGGCAACGAAGAUGGGUGCUUUAAUUUGGAUCCUGGAACGGGAAUCAUUUCGAUCGGUUGUGACCUGAAUGACGUUGGCGUUGAGUUCCGGGAGAUCAACGUGACAGCUACAGACGGUACCCAUUUUGCCGAUACGGCACGCAUACAGAUCAAUCUGAUACGAAACAUAAGAAAUCUGGGUGGUAAUCUGAAAGCGGACGAUGGUGCUAAUUUCGAGUGUCGUGAAACUGGAGUCAGACAGAGGCUUGUGGACAUCCAAGCAUCGGCCGAGCGAAACAACAUGCCAGGCAGAGACAUUAGUAAUGGAGAUGAUUUUGCCAUGAUGCCCAGUAGGUAUGGCGAAAAUGUUCAUGCACCGGAAUUCGUCGAUUUGCCGUUGGAAAUCAAAGUCAACGAAUCCAUUCCGCUGGGAACAACUAUUACUUGGAUAAAGGCGAGAGAUCGUGAUCUGGGCUACAACGGGAAGCUCGUGUUCGGGAUUUCCGGUGGGGAUGAUGACUCCGUGUUUCGGCUCGAUCCCGAUAACGGUGAGCUGAAAAUCAUUGGAUAUUUAGACCGCGAACGACGCGAUGAAUAUCUUCUGAACAUCACCGUGUACGAUUUAGGAAAACCGCAAAAAUCCAUCUCCAAGGUCCUACCGAUUACGGUUCUAGAUGAAAACGACAAUGUACCACGGUUCGAAAAAUCUCUGGCCAGCUUCCGGGUAACCGAAAACGCGAUAAACGGAACCAUCAUCUUCAGAGUGAAUGCCACCGAUGCCGAUCUGGGGAACAAUGCGAAAAUUACGUACGGUCUUAUCACCGAUACCAAAGACUUCCGGAUUGAUGCUGAGACCGGAGUGCUGUCGGUGACUGCUCCUUUGGAUCGAGAACGGCAGGAAAUUUACGAACUACGAAUUCGUGCAACCGACGGCGGUGGCGAUCAGAACACUCCGGCCCUGUAUUCGGAAGCAUUGGUGCGAGUUACGGUUGAUGACAUCAAUGAUAAUGCACCGGAGUUUAGCAUUCAAAACCUAAACGUACGCAUCCGCGAAGACGUCCCCAAGGGUACGGUAGUGUCGGUGGUGUCCGCAAUCGAUUUGGACAGUGGUCCCAGUAGUGAAAUUCAGUACAGUUUCGGUGAGAACGGUGACGGUGAAGGUUCAUUCAAAAUUGACAAACUGUCCGGAACGAUUCGAACAGCAAAGAUGUUGGAUUUUGAAGAACGUCAGAUUCAUAGUCUGGUGGUGAAGGCGAUCGACCGGGGAUCGCCUUCGCUGUCCUCGGAAACAUCGGUGAUAGUGGAAGUGAUUGAUGUGAACGAAAAUCGAUAUGCUCCUCAGUUUGAAGAUUUCGUACUGACCGGUUCGAUAACGGAAAACAAACCUCCCGGAGCGCACGUAAUGCAGGUGGUUGCCAAGGAUCUUGAUCCCCCCGGGCCGGAUUCCCGUGUGAGCUACUCGAUCAAGGGAGGCGAUGGAUUGGGCAUUUUCGCUAUCGAUAAUGAAGGUUUCAUCCGGACACUGGCCUCGCUGGAUCUAGAGAGCAAACCAAACUACUGGCUGACGGUGUGUGCCCAGGAUCAGGCAGUGGUGCCGCUGCAUUCGUGUGUUCAGGUGUUUAUUCAGCUGCAGAACGAAAACGACAACGUGCCACUGACGGAGGAAGCCGUCUACUAUCCCUCGGUCCCGGAAAGUAGCCCGAAUGGUGUGAAGGUGCUUCAACUGAUUGCCGAGGACCGCGACAUCGACCCGUUGCAGCAAAUUUCCUAUCGCAUAACAUCCGGCAAUCCCGAAGGAUACUUCGUCAUCAACAGCACUAGCGGUUUAAUUACCACUACUGCAAGGAAGCUUGAUAGAGAGAACCAGUCGGAGCACAUACUGGAGGUCCUGGUGAUGGAUAAUGGCGCACCGCAGCUUUCAUCUACGACCCGAGUGGUCGUGCAGGUGGAGGACGUGAACGACCACGCACCCGAGUUCGACCAGAAACUGUACAAGGUUCAGAUACCAGCCAACGCGAAAAUCGAUCAGGCCCUCUUCCAGAAUGAUUACGCAAAUGGAUACGACCGGUUCGAGCCGGACCAGCAGCCGGAAGUCGAUUUCGGCCCGAUGCAGUCAGAUCCGGAUGCCGGACUCGAUCAAGCCACGUGGGAAAGCUAUCCGGAUAAAGAUUUCCGGGGCCUGCAGAUGGUUCUCAGGGUACUGGCCACCGAUCAGGACAUAGGCGAAAAUGGGCGCGUCACUUAUUCCAUUAAAUCAGGCCGCGGUAAGGCGAAAAAGUUCCGCAUUGAUCCGGACACGGGCAUCAUCUAUGCAGCGAAAUUCUUCGAGGUGGACACCGAGUACGAUUUGUUGGUGCGGGCCGAGGACAAUGGUGUGCCGAAAAAGAGUCAGCAAGCCCGGGUCAGCAUCGCUGUGGUGGACGUACCGGCAAAAUCGGAAAAUCCACCGGUUUUAAAAACCAUCGACCAGCACGUCGAAGUUACGGAAAGUGACACACCUGGCUUUCUGGUGGCACUGAUCCAGGCCAUCGACUACGACGCCGAGCAACUGUGGUACGACAUAGUCGGCGGAGACGAGCGUAAUGAAUUUUACAUUGGCCGGGACAACGGGAACGUACUGCUGGCAAAACAUCUGGACUGGGAAACCCAAAAGGAGUACAACCUAACGAUAAGCAUCUCCGAUGGGGUACACGUUGUUUACACGCAGCUGUACGUUUCGGUAAUUGAUAUAAACGAUCAUCGACCGGAAUUCACGGAGUCCCUCUACCGCGUCGAUAUCUCCGAAAACAUCGAGGAAGGGACCGAAGUGCUGCAGUUGCACGCGACCGAUGCUGAUGAAGAUAAGAAAUUGUUUUACAGUUUACAUGCGGCACGUGAUCCGGUUUCAUUGAAGUUAUUCCGGGUGGACUCGGUCACUGGUAGUAUCAUAAUGGCGCACAGAUUGGACAGGGAAGCUCUUGCGGAACAUGUGUUGAUUGUGAUUGUGAAAGACCACGGAACACCGGCAAAAAGAAACUACGCCAAAGUCAUAAUAACCGUACACGACCAUAACGAUCACGCGCCGGAAUUCACCAGCAAGAUUGUGCAAGGAAAAGUUUUCGAAACGGCUACAGUCGGUACGGAGGUUGUGCAGGUGUACGCCAUCGAUCGAGAUAUUGGAGAUAACGCCAAAAUCACCUACUCUAUCGUCAGUGGGAAUAUUGGCAAUGUAUUCAACAUCGAUCCGAAUAUGGGAGUGGUCAGUGUUGCCAAAGGUUUGGACAUUAGUGCACUUUCCGAAUACAUGCUGCAGGUUAAGGCCACUGACGGAGGCAAACCUUCGCUAACGUCGCAAAUACCGGUGCAUGUAAUGAUCAGCAUGGCUGAUAAUGCUCCGCCCAGAUUUACGACUGUGGAUGCAGCCGCAGAAAUCUAUGAAAACUUGCCAAUCGGUACUUUCGUCAUCCAUAUCGAAGCCCGAAGUACUUCUUCCCUGCAGUUCGACAUCAUGGAUGGUAACGUGAACGACAUGUUCUUCAUUAACCCCUCGACGGGUGUAAUAACCACCAAAGACAUCCUGGACUACGAGAAUCACAAAUUCUACAACCUUACCGUUCGGGCUACCAACAUGGCCUCUGCGAACGCUACAUGCGCUGUGAUAAUCAACGUUCUGGAUCGUAACGAUAACGUUCCGUACUUCGAACAGCAAAUCUACAAGGGUGAGGUCUCCGAGGCAGCACCGGUGGGUUCGCUGGUGCUAACACUGACCGAAAACUGGUCCAACGUUAGUCAACUGUUGGUUAACGCUUCGUUGCCACUGGUAAUCAGGGCCAAGGAUGCGGACAGCGGACUGAACGCUUUGUUGCACUACGACAUUCUGGAAAUGCUACCGAAGCGAUUCUUCCACAUCGAUUCCAGCACCGGUGCCAUCAAAACGAUAAUGCAACUGGACCACGAGAAGAUUCCGUUCUUCAGUUUUCACGUGAAGGUAACUGACCUGGGCAAGCCCCGUCUCUCAUCGGAAACCACGGCCGAAGUGCAAAUCUACGUCAACGACGUAAACGACUGUGCCCCUGCUUUCAGCCAGAAAGAGUACAACGUCACACUGUUGCUUCCAACGUACGAAAAUGUGGCGGUCAUCCAAGUGAACGCAACCGAUCAGGACAGUUCGGAGAAUUCAUCCCUCCGGUACGACAUCAUCGAAGGCAAUCGAGAUGGUGUGUUUAUGAUUGAUGCUGCCAGCGGGGUCAUAACGACCCGCGACGUCGAAAGUAUUGGGUCGUUCUAUAAGCUUGGGGUUCGAGUUUCCGAUGGAAAGUUUUCCAAGGUAGCCUACGUAAACAUCAAUGUCGAGACGUCCGAAAACUCCGGGCUGAUAUUCCAAAAAUCGAUCUACGAAGGGUCCAUCUUAGAAAAUAGCACGAAAAUUUCCACAGUCACGGUUGUCAACGUGCUGGGGUCUAAUCUGAAUGAACACAUCGAGUUCAGUAUACUGAAUCCGACGGAUAUGUUCAAGAUCGGUUUAACUUCAGGUGCUAUACAGACCACGGGGAAAAAGUUUGACCGAGAAGUACGCGACAACUACGAACUGAUUGUCGAGGCACGCUCACAGCUACCGGACCGAGAGAAACCACGAGUUGCACAUGUGAUUGUGAAUGUCACGAUUCUGGACAUUAACGACAACUGUCCGAUGUUUGUCAAUUUGCCGUACUACGCAGUUGUAUCUGUGGAUGACCCCCGAGGUUCCGUAAUCACAAAAGUUCACGCUCUCGAUCUGGACAGCUACGAAAACGGGGAAGUGCGAUAUGAAAUGAAACGAGGACAUGGAGAGUUAUUCAAGGUGGAUCGAAAAACAGGCGAAGUGACACUGAAACAAACACUCGAGGGACACAACCGAGACUAUGAGUUACUGAUAUCCGCUUACGACGGAGGAAUUACACCCUGCUCGACGGAUGUGACUGUACACGUGAAGGUGAUUGACAAGUCGAUGCCCGUGUUCAGCAAGCAGUUCUACUCGGACACGGUGGCGGAAAAUAUCGAACUACACUCGCCACUGUCGGUUGCGAUUCAGGCGGAAAGUCCACUGGGCCGGAAACUGAUCUACAGUAUCGUGAAGGGAAACGAGAUGGAGGAGUUCGCCGUCGAUUUUAACACAGCGUCGGACAGUACGAACGGCCCAUGUGCAAUCUAUGUGGUGGACGAGCUGGACUACGAGCAGAAGCAAAGUUAUGAACUUUUAAUUAGAGCAACAGACAGCGUUUCCGGCGUGUCAGCGGAAGUGCCAGUAUCGGUGCUAGUUCAGGACGUCAACGAUUGCCCACCGGAGAUCGAGCAGGACAGCUACAACAUUACCGUCUCCGAGCGGGCCCAGUUCGGUACGGCGAUACUGAAAGUUCAGGCCAAGGAUAACGAUACCGGCAUCAACCAAAUCUUCACGUACGCCCUGCAAACGGACUCCAAGAACACCUCCGAGUACUUCCACAUGGACCCCGCGGACGGUGUCAUCUACCUGAAGAAAUCGUUGGACCACGAAACGCUCAGCAAUCAUCACUUCACGGUGAUUGCCAGCGACAAAGGUGUACCGAGCCUCAGCUCGACCGCCCACGUUUGGGUGUCGGUGAUGGACAUGAACGACAACCCGCCGAAAUUCGAACAACCGUCGUAUACCUGCGUGCUGUCGGAACAUGCCACCCGUGGUCAGUUCGUCACGGUGGUGUCGGCUUCCGAUCCGGAUUACAUCGACCAUGACCGGCUAACGUACAGCAUCGCGCAGGGCAACGAACUGCAAACCUACGACAUCAACCCGGUCAGCGGGAUCAUCACGCUGGUCAAUAUGCAAAACUUUGCCGAGAAGCAUGUCACGAUUUUGAACGUGUCGGUCACCGACGGAGUGUACACCAGCUUCACACGCGUCAAAAUAUCGAUUCUACCGGCCAAUUUGCACAACCCCGUCUUCGAACACGUAUUCUACGAUGUUAAAGUGAACGAGAAUCAACUGGCUGGACGGUUGGUAACUACGGUCAAAGCAGAGGACAAAGAUUUUGGCGAAUAUGGGCGAGUCACGUACAGCAUCAUCUCCGACGAGAUUCAGGAGUACUUCUCGAUCGACAAGGAGAAAGGUGAGAUCGUUACCAAGAAAAAGCUAGAUCGCGAGGAGAAAAAGCUGUACGAAAUACCGGUCAUGGCCGUGGACGCCGGCGGUCGAGCGGGAUUCACGACGGUUCGAGUCAAGAUUGGCGAUGAGAAUGACAAUGCACCGGAAUUUCUCUACCGGGAAUACAAGGCACUCAUCCAGGGCAAUCUAACCGUAAAUACUACAUUCUUCCGAGUGAAAGCAAUUGACAUCGACGACAACCAGAAUGCCGUGAUCAAGUAUUCAAUAUUUGACUCGCAGAACAGUGGUAUCAAAGAUUUGUUCGGUAUCGAUGAGAAUACCGGUGGAAUAUAUUUGAAGAAAAGUGCAAUCCAAUGGGAGAACCAACUUUUCCAAUUCUUCAUUCGUGCCAACGAUGGUGGAGCUCCGUCGCAGAACACUGACGUACCGAUCGACAUCUACAUCAUGAGCUCUGCCGAUAAUCCUCCAGUGUUCGAGAAGAAAGAAAAGCUCCUGUUUUUGUCCGAAAGUUCACUUCCGGGCACGGUUAUUACGCGUCUGAAACUAUCUGGAAAUGUUACGGCCAAAUAUCGCAUUCUUUCCGACGAACUAGAGGAACCUCAGUUUUCUAUCAACAAUGCAGGGGAGUUGCGGCUGGCCAAAACAUUGGACCGAGAAACGAAAGAUGUUCAUCUGAUAGCGAUUCUGGCGGAAACUGAUUCCAGUCCACCGUUGACCGCUGUCACCGAAGUAGUUCUUCACGUACAGGACGAGAACGAUAAUACGCCUAUGUUCGAAAGCAAUCCGUAUUCGUUUGUUCUGGCAGAAAACAUCGAGAAAGGAAGUUCGAUUAUGAAACUGACUGCUCGUGAUGCGGACAGUGGCUCUAAAGGUGGUAUCCAUUAUUCACUUUCCGGUGACGUCGGUGAUAUCGUGAACAUUUUUGACAUUGACGCGUACACCGGUUGGAUCACGACUCUCGUGGCGCUGGACAAGGAGAAACGUGAGGAUUACAAAUUCCAAGUAAUCGCAACAGAUAAUGGCCAACCGAAACAUUCCACACGUACAACUGUGAUCAUUCGUCUGAAGGAUUAUAAUGAUUGUCCCCCAACGUUUAAAGAAAGCCACUACAAAGCUAGCGUCAGUGAAGAUGCACUUCCGGGAACUGUUGUUCUGCAAAUCGCCACGACCGAUGCCGAUGUGGAUUUGAAAACUCCAAUUGAAUACUACAUAAUAUCGGGUGAUCCCCUGUCGCAGUUCCAAAUAAAAAACAGUGGAGAAGUUUUUGUCGUAAAAGCCUUAGACCGUGAAAGCAUUUCUCAGUACGAUCUGGGAGUCAUCGUCACCGAUGGAAAGUUCACUUCAACGACCAACAUAUCAAUUACGGUUCAGGACGCGAACGACAAUCCUCCGUACUGCUUGAAGUAUCGAUAUCGCGAGCAACUGAGCGAAGGUAUUCAUCCGGGCACUUUUGUGUUACAAAUUCAGGCCAACGACAUCGAUGAACCCGCCAACAGUCGACUACGGUUCUAUCUUACCGGCAACGGAGCUGAAGAUUUCAACCUUGACAAAGACUCCGGUCAGCUGAAAACUGCACGGCAACUAGACCGCGAAACGCAAUCCAAAUUCCAUCUGACGGCGCAUGUGCAAGAUCGCGAUCAUCCUGGUUGGGAAUGUUCUUCCCAAAUCGAAAUCGUAAUCACCGACUUGAACGAUAACCCACCGGAUUUCUCGAUGAAUCCGUACAGUGUCACCUUGCCAGAAGAUGCUGAAGUGGGGACUUUGGUUACAAAGAUCCAUGCAACGGAUGCUGAUAUCGGUAUUAACCGGAAAAUUAAGUACUCCUUUAUCGAUUCCGACCGCGACCACUUCCGAAUCGCACCGGACAGUGGAAUUGUAACGCUAGCGAAGCCGCUCGACCGUGAAGUGAAAGCCAUUUACAACCUGACAGUUCGUGCCACUGAUCAAGGAAAACCAUCGCUCUCAAACUCUGCCUUCCUGAUAGUAAACGUUCAGGAUAUCAACGACAAUCCACCAGAAUUCACUUCCAAACACUAUUUUGCUUCAGUUCCGGAAAUCAAUUCAAUCGGUUCGGAAAUUUUGAAGGUACUUGCGACUUCCAAAGAUACUGGAAUCAAUGCCGAAAUCUACUACUCAAUCAUUGGCGGUAACGAACAUCGCAAAUUCGCCAUGCACAAUAAAACUGGUAUCCUUUCGCUAGCCGACACACUGGACUACGAACGGGCGAAGGAUUACUUCCUGACGAUACAAGCUGUUGACGGGGGAACGCCUCCGUUGAGUAAUCUGGCAACAGUUAAUAUAUCCGUUACCGACAGCAAUGAUAAUCCGCCGCAGUUUACACAGAACUCGUACACGGCAAGGAUUCGCGAAGACGCACAAAAAGGUGACAAAAUACUGCAGGUCCGAGCGAACGAUAUGGAUUCCGAGGAAAAUGGACGAGUCAGCUAUAAAAUUGAACGAGGAGAUCGAAUGGGUCAGUUUGCUAUUGAAGAAGAUACCGGUUACAUCUCGGUGGCCGGAACAUUGGACCGAGAAUCGAUUUCCAACUACGUGCUGGACGUUCAAGCGAGAGAUAAUGGUUUCCCUACCUUAACCGCAUAUGUGCUGGUAAACAUCGAAAUUUCCGAUGCCAACGACAAUCCUCCAAUAUUCACGAUACAGAAUUACACCGCAGUGGUGCAAGAGGAUAAACAGAUUGGUUUCACACUGUUGAAGUUUGAAGUCACAGAUGCCGAUGCAGCACCAAAUGCCGCUCCUUACACAUUCGACUUCCGAUCCGGUAACGACGGGGGAGCGUUCCGAAUCGAACAAGAUGGAAUUCUUCGAACGGCGUCGCGCUUCAAUAGUAAGAUCAAAGAUUCCUACCAGCUUCAGAUCCGCGUGUUCGACAACGGUACUCCGCCGCUCUACUCCGACACCUGGGUAUCGGUUAAGGUGAUAGAAGAAUCCCAGUAUCCCCCGGUUAUUACCCCAUUAGACAUUUCCAUCAACUCAUUUCUGGACGAGUAUCCGGGGGGUGUGAUAGGAAAAGUGUUUGCCACCGAUCAGGAUCAAUACGACACGCUAACGUUUGGGCUUGCUCCAACCGCUGGAGUGCUGUAUUCACCGGCAAACCUCUUCAAUAUAUCACGCAGUGAUGGUGUCCUGCACGCAUUUCCUCGUCUGGAUGUGGGUGAUUACCGAGUGAAUGUCACCGUGUCAGAUGGUAAAUUUUCUUCGUACACAAUUGUGAAAGUGGCCGUCGAACUAGUGACGGACGAAAUGCUAGCUAAUUCCAUAGUUAUACGGUUUACGAAAGUGAGCCCGGAAUCAUUCAUUCUGAGUCAUCGCAAAGGAUUCAUUCGUUCCGUACGAAACUCAAUGGGAUGUAAGAUCAAAGACGUGGUGAUAAUCUCCGUACAGAAAUCAAAUGACGAGUUGAAUUUAAUUCAGCAUCGAUUGAAGCGUGAAUCUGGUCUGCAGAACAUCACAACCAAUCCGGGACUGAUUCGCGAGCGUCGUGGAACCAUCCACGAUUUGGAUGUGUUAUUCACAGUGCGCAAAGGACAGUCCGGUUACUAUUCGGCAUACGAAAUUCGUAAGGCAAUCGACGACAACCUGGAAGAGAUCGAAGAUGCCACCAAACUGCAAAUCGACGAAGUCGUAAAGUCAAAGUGUCUGCCGAACUACUGCAUUCACGGAGAAUGCGAAGACAAAUUGGUCCUGGAUCCUAAGAUCGUCAAUCCAAUCUCGACGGAUGUGACGAGUUUCGUUUCGGCCCGACACAUUCACCGUAUGGAGUGUGGCUGCAAGGAGGGUUACGGUGGUGACAAAUGUCAACACGCAGUAAACGAGUGUUCCAAGUCGCCUUGUCCGAGCUACAAAAACUGCGUGCCGGAUUCAUCGGACCAAGGGUACCACUGUAUCUGUCCGGAAGGUUUUGCCGGUCCGAAGUGUGACCGGGACAUCAGCAAAUGCAACGAUGAGACUUGCUACACCCCGAGAAAUCCGGUAUCGUUCAGUGGCAAAAGUUACGCGCAUUAUCGCAUCGAGAAAGAAAUUGCCAAGAAGAAUUUAGAAGAUCAGCUGAUGUUAAGUUUGCGCAUUCGAACGGUGCAACCGACCGGGAAUAUCAUGUAUUCGGCCGGGAAAGUUGACUACAACAUUUUGGAAAUAGUGAACGGAGUUAUUCAAUAUCGCUUUGAUUUGGGUUCGGGAGAAGGAAUGGUUAGUGUGACCAGUAUUUUUGUAUCGGAUGGACUGUGGCACGAAGUACGGCUGGAAAGAGAAGGUAACAGUGCCCGGGUGAUUGUGGACAGCAAACAUGUGGCAAGUGGAAAUGCACCGGGCGUUAAUGGAGUAUUGAAUCUACAAUCGGACGAUAUCUUUUUCGGAGCAGAAGUUAAACAGCACCCCACGGUGCUCGGAUUUGAGGACAUUCAACGUGGAUAUAUGGGAUGCAUGGACGACAUUAAACUUUCCAAGAUUCCGGUCCCAUUGCAUAUGAACGGAGCCAGUUCGGUAGCUAGUUUGCGACGAUUCGCCAAUGUCGAGUUCAGUUGCGAUGCAUCGUCGAUACUGGUUCCGCUGGGAGUGUGUGGCACUCAGCCCUGCUGGAAUGGUGGUACUUGCACUGAUAUUGGUGCCGGAAAUUUCGAAUGUCUUUGUCACUCGAGAUUCUCCGGACCGUUCUGCAAAGAAGACAUGGAUCCUUGUGCUUCAUCCCCUUGUUUGUACGGUGGGAAAUGUAACAAGGUGAGCUCCGGGAAUUACACGUGCGAUUGUCCUGCUAGGAUGUCUGGGAUUCGGUGUGACUAUGGACGGUUUUGUACUCCGAAUCCAUGCCGAAACGGAGGCGUUUGCGAGGAAGGUGAUGAUGGCCCUCUGUGUAUGUGCAGAGGUUACACCGGAACCACCUGUGAGAUCGACAUCGACGAAUGUGAGAAGCAACCUUGUGGAAAUGGUGCCACGUGCAUCAACGAAGCUGGCAGCUUCCGGUGCAUUUGUCCACCGGAAAUGACCGGUGCUAGUUGUGGUGAUCCCUUGUACACAUUCCCGCUAAGAAUUCCUGGAUUAAAUACGGUGACUCCCCAGCAAUGGAUCAUUGGACUGGGUAGUUUGGCAGUAGUCGUAAUACUGGUUAUCGUCAUUUAUGGAGUAAGGUGUGCAUGCAAGAAAAAAAGGCGACGGCAUCGGCACGAAAAGAUUAACAACGAUCCGAAGGCAAUGGUAUUGAACUCAGUUUCUGAUAAUCCUCAGUAUAAGCGUUCGUCCAAAAUGAGUAAUCUGGAGAUUAUUCAGCGUGACAUGCAGCAGAGACCAGUGUCGUAUACACCAAGCAGUAACAACGAUCACGCGUAUACAUGCAACACUAUGCUGCAGUACAACAAUCUGGAUACACUGAGGAGUUACGGUUCUGCUGGUGAUGAACUGGAAAACGUACCGCCAGAAUAUCGGAAAGCAUCCGUCAGACCCAACCAACAGCUGGUCAACAUCAACAGUGGCAAUUCGUCGGGAGACAGUGAUUCGUUACUGAAACAGAAGUGGGCUGAUCAGAUGCAGAUGCAAACGUUCACCGACAGUAAGAUUAACAACGAUCUGAAGCGAAUAAGUCCGAUAUCGUCGUUGGACUCCCACCGAUCGGCUUCAUUGAAACAGCAGCAGACGGGUAUUUUACCCGGUCGACUAAUGAACAUGGCUCACUCGCCAACGCACCUGCAGCAGUCACAGCAGCACGGUUUCGACGAUUCACCCGGUCUAUCACAUGGCGCCUAUCACUGGGACUGUUCAGACUGGGUCGGAAGGGGACAUCACCCGUUGCCGAACAUCACCGAGGUGCCCGGCAGCGAAGUGCCCGAUUCAUCGAGUUUUCAUAGUAACGAAAGUAACGAGUCCCACCCGAAGAAUAAUCUUCUACCUCCUAUUCUGGGACCAGUUGAUCCGGCGCGAGACAUCGAAACACUCAACGAGGACAACGAGUCGGAGUUUGUGGAUGAUUCCGAGUGCGACCAGAGCGAGCAACCGCUAUCGCUGGGCUUCGAGCAAAACACUUCCAUUCCAUGUCUGAAUCCCCUCGAUAGCGGUAGCGAGGAUUACAGAUUCAAUACAGUGCCUUUAAAAGUUAAUACACCUGAUAGUUAUCUACGACACCCGAAUAGCUACUUACCCAAGUACAACAUUCAGAGCGAAACGGAAGGUGAAAGUGCACCAUUGACCGGCAGUGCCAUCAUCGGCAAUCGCAAACCUCUCAAUGGUUUAGAGGUGGGUCCUCAUCAACUGGUCGAGUCUGACGACGAAGACAUCCAGGCGUACGGUUUCCCGCAAAAACGCCGGAACCGACGCGCACCCAGUGAUAUUGAUUUAGUUCUACACAGUGGAGGUGAGGGAAGUUCCCUGCUUAGCCACCCACGAAACUUGAAUAGCUCCAAUCAUUCGAAUAGCGAUCUCUCUACACACCUCUGCGAAAUCGAUGAUUCCGAGUUUGAACAAGAACCGCUGCAGCCGCAUCAUCAGCACCAUCAACAACAACAACAACAACAGCAGCAGCAGCAUCACUCAAACUCCUCGCUGUCAUCCGGUGGAGGCCAAACUCGAUCCCGACAGAAUAAGGUCAAGUGGGCCAACAUCGUACAGCAGACGGAGGUUUGACAGCAGCUCGACGGCAGCAACCGAUUAGUGCUAAACGCCAAGACUAACUCUAACAUUAGUUUAUUUUUGAUACUGUUUUCUAGGGUAACGUAUUUUAUUUAUUUUACUGUGAGCCUUUUGUAAUAGCUACUUGAUUGUGUAGGAAAAUUUUUACUCUAUUUUCCGCUAGCAAGCGUCUACUAGUUAGUAUAUAUAUUUUUGCCAUCGAUAGGUUUGCCCGUGUAACUUGAAAAUCAAAAAAAAAAUCGGUGGAGUGAUGCCGGAAAAAUCACUACGAGUAUCGACAGCACAUCGUAACGAAAUCCUCCUUCAGUGUUAUUUAUAUUAGUUUCGUUUUUGUCCAUAACUAUACAUCAAAGUAUAAUAAUUUCAAAGCGAAAUCGAACGAAUCGACCGUGUAGGAUAAGUAGAAUAAUAAAUUUACACAAGCGACUUGUAAAACCUAGACAGGUAGGACAGAAUCAAGAAGUGUAAAAACAAAAAAAUGCAACCACAUGAAAGACGAACAAUUUUGAGAUUACAAAUCACAACACACUCCCAUCAUCCUAUCAAAAUGCAAUUGCAUAUGGACGAAAAUAGCAAACACUGAAAGCUAAGUGUAAGAAUGGGUUAACCGAAGUGAGCGUAAACCACAGCGGAAAGAGCAAACUACUUCGCAGAACAUUGUAAAACAAUAAAGUUUAAAAGAGAAGAAAAAAAAAUUAGAUCUAGUGUAUUCUUUGGCAUUUGAAAAGUCUAUAGUGUGUAAGAUUUUUUAUGGCGCCAUGGCACUGUGCGAAUGAGAAUACAAUCAAUGACUGAUACAAAUGAAAAUAAAAGAGAAAAAAUCAUAGGACUAUUUUAUACUAAAUAAAGAAAAAAACAAGAUAUCAACACAUUAAGAGACAGAUUUCAGUUGUAUUUACCGAAGAAACGAGAAACUAAGUUUUCCACCACUUGCACGUUUACCGUAAAUCAUACCAGAAAACACGAGAGUGUAAAGCGUGUUUGAUCAUUGGCAAAACGAAACUACAUACACUUACCAGUAUUUUUUAAAUAUACAAAUGUUCUGUUCUCAUUCCGACUAACUGAUAAUUAGCACCGUUCUCGUUUCCUUCGUUAUGCUUUUAACAUUCGAAUUUACCGUUUGAUUUUGCUGUUGUUCUAAACUAUUAAACACACUGACAAAGCUCUGUUAAUUCUAUGGUGCUCUACUUAAACACUAAAGAAAACAACAUAAAAAAACGAACAUACAAACAACAAUACUACUUGGUCUUUUUUUAUUUUACACUUGUAAAGUAGCAUAAGUUAGUGCUAAGUAAAUUUCACCAUACCUACAUAUUUAUGUUGUAACUGCCAUUAAGUAUCCUUAGCAAUUUUAAACGGCUGCUAUCAAGAGACUCUGUUUCCGUACGAGGUGAAACGCAGUGGCUUUCCUCGGUUUUCCAGCAACUACAAUUUUUGGUACGAAGCGUAGUUUAUCAUUUAGUGGGAAAUGUAUGUUUACUCCAUAAAUCAGAGAGUAUAAUCCAGUAACAGAGAGAAAUAACUGCAUUUAGGGACACAAAAUAUCAAAAUCAAGAAAUGAAAACAAAAUAAAGAAAUCUAAUUUACGUUGUCAAACGAUAGCGUAAAGUGUGGUUAUACAGGAUAAAUAAUUGAUUUUUCACUCUCCUUGAACGUAUAUUUUCAAGAAUUUUAAGAUGAAGUUGUGCCGAUAGGCGAAUGCAGCCAUCGCUGGAACAGUGAAUAGUCGAUGAAAAUUGCAUUUACUGAUCAUUGUAGUAAUUAGAACCUUUUUGUGUAUUUGUUAAAAUACUUGGCAUAUUAUUUAAAAUUCGAUGGAAAAAAAAUGAAUAAAAAUAAACUUCUGCAAAAGUA